Messenger RNA from Nymphaea colorata (pocket water lily), 1300 nucleotides. RefSeq names its product WUSCHEL-related homeobox 1-like. Gene Ontology annotation, biological process: plant organ development. The record is from RefSeq and is a predicted model, not a curated record. NCBI's taxonomy places the organism in Eukaryota, Viridiplantae, Streptophyta, Magnoliopsida, Nymphaeales, Nymphaeaceae. Gene Ontology annotation, molecular function: DNA-binding transcription factor activity; DNA binding. The transcript has 4 exons. Bases 33 to 1067 code for a protein of 344 amino acids.
ACGCUCACCGCCGACGUGAGAAUUACGCAAAGAUGUGGAUGAUGGGGUGUGGCGACACUGCUAGUUUAAACAACACGUCCGAUUCCUGUCAUGCCACCAGAAGACUCCGACCCAUCAUCCCACGCCCCCACCUCCUCCACUCUUCCCACCACCAUUCCUCCUCCCCGUCCUCCACAGCCGCCGAUUUCCUGCCGUUGAACAUCUCUCCGUCCGGAAUAGAGCAGAGUGGCAGGAGGGCGGAAGGGAGCGGCGCGCAGCAGGCUGUGAGUUCGCGCUGGAACCCCACCCCGGAACAGCUAAGGACGCUGGAGGAGCUCUACAGGAGGGGAACCCGGACGCCGACGGCGGAGCAGAUCCAGUACAUCACCGCGCAGCUGCGGCGGUUCGGGAAGAUCGAAGGGAAGAAUGUUUUCUACUGGUUCCAGAACCACAAGGCCCGGGAGCGGCAGAAGCGCCGGCGGCAAUUGGAAGCGGUAACAGGGGUCGGCAGGGAGAUUGAGAGCUCGGACAAGAAGGACUCUUCGUCAGAUACCAGUUGGAACGGAUACGAUGGGAGCAAGAACUUGGUGGCUUCCAGUUGCAGAGGAGAGGAGAGGAGGGUAGAGGACAAAUGGGUUCGGUGGGAUAGAGAAUUACACGACUACUCCAGGCAGCAGCCGCAGCAGCAGCAGAACCUUGGUGGUGGCUGUGGUAGGACGAUAGUCGCAGCAGCUGCAGCAGAGAGGGAGCAGGCCGCCUCAGCUUUACUGUUGCAGAGGAUGCAGUAUUCUUCCCCCCCAGCAGGUGCCUUGCUCCAGAGCCCUAGAGGUGCAACGGCCGUACGAGCCUGGGCUGGAGGGUGUGAUAGAGAGGAGGAGGUCGGGGAAGCUGGCUGCGGCAGAGAGACGCUGGAGCUCUUCCCGCUGCGCAGCGACUCCUCGGCUGUUGCCGCGAGGCGCUGCUGCCACCCGCAGCAGCAGCAGCGGAUUCACCUUGAGAAUGAUAGUGCACUGAUGAGCUCAUUCGUAGAAGAGCAGCAGGGGGCCCGUGGACGGCAGUUCUUCCAGUUCCUGCCUCUCAAGAACUGAACUCUAACACCCUCUCUCUUUCUCUCUCUCUCUCUGCCUUGAUUUUCUUGGCAUCUGUUCUAAAUUUCUAAUCGUCCAAGAAACUCCUUCACGGAAUGAGGAAGUAGCAUGUUAAGGUUUUGGUUGUGAAGAUGACUCUUUCUCCUCAUUUUCUGGGCAUCUGUUCUUAUCGUCCAAGAAACUGUUUUAUGGGAUUACAAAUUAAGUGGUAAAUAUGAAGGUUUAGUUGUGAA